AUGUUGUCUCACAAAGCAUAUGGAGCUAGACAAGCCAUGGUUAAGGCUGGAAUUGCUUCAUCCUUGCUUGAAUUGACACUUCUAGGUAGCACAUUAGCACAGAACAGGGAAUCAAGGAUCUUGGAGUGUUUGACGGUAGAUAAAGGUAAACAUGUUCCAAAAAAAUUUGGUGGAGGGCUGAGUGCCAUAGUUUCCACUCCAAUAUGUGGGUCCUCGUCGUCGGCUGUACACCCAAAUCAUCAAUUUAAAGAGUAUUUGGGGAAGGAAGAUGACAAGAUGAGUGAAAAGAAAAAAACAGUGAAAAAUUUAGUUCAACAGAGCUUGCAUAACAACAUGAGGAGGACGGUGAAGAGGGCCAAUCAGAUUUAUUGUUUUGGGUGA
This is a messenger RNA of Ilex paraguariensis (yerba mate), 381 nucleotides long. The record is from the annotation of a GenBank genome assembly. NCBI's taxonomy places the organism in Eukaryota, Viridiplantae, Streptophyta, Magnoliopsida, Aquifoliales, Aquifoliaceae.